AGUCGUGGCAGGCGUGGUUGAAGUUCAUAAAAAUAAAAAGGCAAUGUCAAUGUCACAUAGGUCAACCUUACUGACACAAUGAAGAGCGUUGUUGUUAAAUUUCUUCUGGCUGUAAAAUUAAAUUGAAAAUUGAAAAUAACAUAUAAACUUCGAUUUAUAUAAGAGGAAAUGAAUUCAUGAAUUAAAAAAAAUGUAUUUUUAUGAACGUUUUUGUUUGUGGCUCGGUCAUUUAAAAUUGUCUCGGGUUAUAAUUUUAGUGUCGGUGAUAUUAUUUGUUGUUCCACUAUUUACUCAUUAUUAUUUAUCUAAGUAUGAAACAACUCUGGGCUCAAUUGGGGGCAAUCAUAUGCGACAUACAUUGGAAGCACUUGGGGAUUUUUCCACCAUGAAUGUAGCUGAUCUUAAAAUCAGAAUUGAAGAAAUGUUGAGAAUUAAGGCAUCAGUAUCAACAGAACUACGAGAGCUUGAGGCACGCCGCGGGCGGCUGCAACGUGAAGCAGCAGCGGCGAGCGCCAAAGCCGACAGCGCUAAAGCCGAGCACGCGCGCGCCGCCGCCGAGCUGCAACGUCUGCGAGUGUCCGCUGACCAGGCACGACUGGCGCAACUCGAGGCCAGCCGACGAGACUCCCCUGAAUUAGCUCCACCCAAACAAAUCCUACCAUCGCGACCUCCACCUGUACUUGCCCCAUUAGAGAUGUCAUCUGAAGUCCACUGUCGCAUGUUCUCUUGUUUCGACCAUUCUCGAUGCUCUCUCACGUCUGGAUUUCCUGUUUAUUUCUACGAACCUGAUGUAUUCGCUCCACUGGCCGGCGCGGAGGUUGACGGGUUCCUAAAAACCACACUUCGCCAAACACUUGGCUACAACACCCAUCUUACACAAGAUCCAAAUGAAGCCUGCAUAUACCUCGUACUAAUUGGAGAAGCAUUUUCUUAUGAGAAAAAUACUGUGUCCACCACAGAAUCGUAUAAGAUGUACAUCAACGAGACUGCGAUCAAGACCUUGCCGUACUGGGGCGGGGACGGUCGGAACCACGUGCUAUUAAACCUUGCGCGGCGUUCUCUAUGGGUGGGCUCGGGAGACGCGUUAGUUGGGGCUUCUACUGGCCGCGCUAUGGUGGCGCAGUCGACGUUUCCAUUGACGAGAUUCCGGCCGGGAUUCGAUUUAGUGACUCCGCCGGCUCUUGGUCCUCCCGGCGGUGACGUGUGGGUCGAUUGUGCGCCCAUGGCGCCCGCUAGAAGGAAAUACUUGCUUAGUUUUCAGGGAUCACAACCGCCGGCGGUAGCUACAGACAAAGAUCUUGACAAAUCCCUGAUAGACUUCCUACAAAAAGUAGCGAGCGCGGCGCCUACUCAAGAUGCAUUUUUCUUACAAUUUGAAUGUGAUCCACCAGUAGAGAAGAAAUCGGUCCUACCGAUUGGAGACUGGGCACUAUGUGGCACAGAUAGAUCUAGAAGAGCUAUAUUACGCGAUUCCACUUUUGUCCUUAUAUUAGCUCCAGGAGACCGAAGUUAUACUACUACAGCGCUGUUACAAGCGAGACUGUACGAAGCGUUAAGGUCUGGAGCGAUUCCGGUGAUACUCGGAGGGGACAGGAUCCGUUUGCCCUUCGACGAGGUUUUAGAUUGGAGGCGGGUGGCCGUUUCUUUACCUAAAGCGCGUGUCACAGAAUUGCAUUUCCUACUGCGAGCGAUGUCCGAUGCUGAUUUGUUAGCGUUCAGAAGACAAGGGCGCGUGAUUUGGGAGAGAUAUUUGAGUUCGGUGCAAGCGAGUGUGGAUUCUUUGCUCGCAGUUAUAAGGAGCAGAUUAAAUAUUCCGCCGCGGCCGGCUGUGUCAGUGGUGGGGGCGCCAGGGUUCAAUGACUCUUACAACCCGCCGAAGUCUGAGCCAGCGCCAGUAGACACGGAACAGGACGAGACCCUGGGCCCACUGGAGGCGCCGUACCCGAGUCCCGCGUAUAAACGGAAUUAUACGAUCGGACUGCUGCACGGGUACGAACUGUGGAACGAGUGGGGCGAGCCUUUCACGCUGUACCCUCAGUUGCCAUGGGACCCGACCGUGACGUCGGAGGCCCGCUUCGCCGGGUCCGGCGCCGGGUUCCGGCCGCUGGGCGGCGGCGCGGGCGGCGCCGGGCGCGAGCUCGGCGAGGCGCUGGGCGGCGACCGGCCGCGCGAGCAGUUCACCGUCGUCAUCCUCACGCACGAGCGCGAGCCCGUGCUGGCGGCCGCGCUCGCCCGGCUCAGGGGCCUGCCGUACCUCAAUAAGGUAGUGGUCGUGUGGAACGGGCCGUCGUCUCCCGCCAACAUGGCCAGCUGGCCGGAGUCCGGGGCUCCCGUGGCGGUGAUCCGCGCCUCUAAGAACUCCCUCAACAACCGGUUCUUGCCGUAUCAUGUCAUAGAGACGGAAGCCGUGCUGUGUGUGGACGACGACGCUCAUUUGAGACAUGAUGAAAUCGUGUUUGCCUUUAGAGUGUGGCGGGAACACCGAGAUCGUAUAGUAGGUUUCCCUGGACGAUAUCACGCUUGGGAUCUAAAUUUCAACAAUGGAUUUUUGUAUAACUCAAACUACAGUUGCGAGCUCAGCAUGGUUUUAACUGGAGCGGCGUUCGUCCACCGCUACUACUUGUGGGCGUACUGGCGCGUGCUGCCGUCCGCCGUGCGAGACUACGUUGACGAGUACAUGAACUGCGAAGACAUCGCCAUGAACUUCCUUGUUUCUCACAUAACUAGGAAGCCUCCUGUUAAGGUCACAUCACGUUGGACCUUUCGCUGCCCUGGUUGCCCUGUAACUCUCUCCGCAGAUGAGACGCACUUCCACGAGAGGCAUAAAUGUAUACAGUUCUUUUCUCAGGUUUUAGGCUACACCCCUCUGCUAUCAACGCAAUACCGCGCCGACUCCGUCCUGUUCAAGACGCGGAUACCGCACGACAAACAGAAGUGUUUCAAGUUUAUAUAGUGCCAUAGUGUUAUUUGCAUUUUUCUUAUACCCAUUAUUAGGCUAUAUUCUCACCAAAAAAUUACCUUUUAUUUCAAUCAUAAGGUUUAUGUUCUAACUUAAGGCAAAAUUUCACUGCGUUACCGUUAAGCGGCCCAGUUUAAGAGGUGCUCACAUUAUGCCAGAUCCGGUGUGAAGGAAAUCCAGUGAGCUAAAAAGAAGUGUGCCUGGAAAUCUGCCAUGCCGAGUAUUGAAAACGUGGCUGUACUGUUUUUUUGAAAUAAAUUAUGCUUUAUUUCUAUUUGAUGGUGCGAUAUGUUGGUUGAAAAUAAAGAGAAAAAAAGAAUAAGCACCUAAAUCAUGGAAUUGUUAAUAGUACACAAGCGGAAUGUUUUUUUGACGAUUUUGCUGUUUAAUUUACGAACAAUCGUAGUUAGCAAAGUGUAUAUAGUUAAAAAAAUGAUUUGUUUGUUAAAGUAAGAGAGACACAAGAAGUUAGAAAUAAGAAAAGUUUCCAAUAAUAAUAUUCUAUUUAUUGAAAGGAAACGAUGUUAUAUGUAAAAUGAAAUUUUCUCUAAGAAAAUAUGUUGUUCAAUUUAUGCAGAUUGAAUAAUAUCAACGAAUGUUUAUUUCAUUUUGCAUUUAAUUUGUAUGUACUGAUUAGGACAGUGCACUAAGUAUAUACUAGUACACCAAGAGUAAGUAUCAAGUAGUUAAUUUAUAAAUUUAAUUUUUUUUUACAAAAAAAUAAAUUAAACAUGUUCAGCUAUAUCAGAUAAUUAGGUAAUGUGUUAAAAUAAAAUGAUAAUAUUUAGGUCUUUAAUAAUCAGUCUGCUAGUCAUUUCAUCACACUCAUUCUAAUUUUUAUAUUUUUACCAGUUUUAUUAAUGUCAUCUUUUUUAUAUUAAUGUUUUUUAUGCAAGUAGGCAUCACUUUUGAAAGUUAGAAAAGUAUGUUGAUGAACAAUUUUUUUUACAUAAUUUGAUUUUACAUUUUUAGUUUUGCCCUAAACAUAAUCAUGAUGAAAUCAUUGAAAUAAAUGUACGUAUUUAUAAAAAAAGAAAUGGUUUUAUUUUAUAUACAGUUCAGUUUCAG
Molecule: messenger RNA, 4027 nt
Organism: Amyelois transitella
Lineage: Eukaryota; Metazoa; Arthropoda; Insecta; Lepidoptera; Pyralidae
Gene: botv
Product: exostosin-3
Exons: 12
Coding region: 191-2953 (920 amino acids)
Cellular component (GO): membrane
Molecular function (GO): glycosyltransferase activity
Source: RefSeq, a predicted model, not a curated record